Micropterus salmoides (largemouth bass) is the source of this 2674-nucleotide messenger RNA. RefSeq names its product actin-related protein 3. Gene Ontology annotation, molecular function: actin filament binding. The record is from RefSeq and is a predicted model, not a curated record. Gene Ontology annotation, cellular component: actin cortical patch; Arp2/3 protein complex. The coding region runs from base 140 to 1396 and encodes 418 amino acids. Gene Ontology annotation, biological process: Arp2/3 complex-mediated actin nucleation. The transcript has 12 exons. Lineage: Eukaryota; Metazoa; Chordata; Actinopteri; Centrarchiformes; Centrarchidae.
ACCAAACCCGGAAGCUCCUGAAUCGGUCGUGAUUGCUAUUCAUUCAGGCUGCUACGAUUUAAAUCAGUUGCUGUUAAGAUAUCCGUUCACAUCGGGCGCCUGAUCUAUUUGCUUGUAGAUAGAUAAAAGGAGUGCAAGCAUGGCUGGUCGGCUACCGGCUUGUGUUGUUGACUGUGGUACGGGGUAUACAAAGCUUGGUUAUGCAGGAAAUACAGAACCACAGUUCAUCAUACCAUCAUGUAUUGCAAUCAAAGAAUCGGCCAAGGUCGGAGACCAGGCCCAGCGCAGGAUGAUGAGGGGUGUUGAUGACCUGGACUUCUUCAUCGGGGAUGAAGCCAUCGAAAAACCCUCAUAUGCAACAAAGUGGCCCAUCCGUCACGGGAUAGUGGAAGACUGGGACCUGAUGGAGAGAUUUAUGGAGCAGAUCAUCUUCAAGUAUCUGCGGGCAGAACCUGAAGACCAUUACUUUCUUUUGACAGAACCUCCUCUCAACACACCGGAAAACAGAGAGUAUACAGCAGAGAUCAUGUUUGAGUCAUUCAAUGUCCCAGGUCUCUAUAUCGCUGUUCAGGCUGUCCUGGCGCUGGCUGCCUCCUGGACAUCCAGACAGGUGGGAGAACGGACGCUGACAGGGACUGUGAUCGACAGUGGCGAUGGAGUCACACACGUCAUCCCAGUGGCUGAAGGCUACGUCAUCGGUAGCUGCAUUAAGCACAUCCCCAUCGCCGGUCGAGACAUCACAUACUUCACCCAACAGCUGCUGAGGGAACGAGAGGUGGGGAUACCUCCUGAACAGUCCCUGGAGACGGCUAAAGCUGUCAAGGAACGGUUUAGCUACGUCUGCCCCGACCUUGUGAAGGAGUUUAACAAGUACGACACAGAUGGCUCCAAGUGGAUCAAACAGUACACGGGCAUCAACGCCAUCUCAAAGAAGGAGUUCACCAUCGACGUCGGCUACGAGCGCUUCCUGGGGCCUGAGAUCUUCUUCCACCCUGAGUUUGCCAACCCAGACUUCACCCAGCCGAUCUCGGAGGUGGUGGACGAAGUUAUCCAGAACUGUCCCAUUGACGUCAGACGCCCACUGUACAAGAACAUCGUGCUCUCCGGAGGCUCCACUAUGUUCAGGGACUUUGGCAGACGCAUGCAGAGGGACCUCAAGCGGACUGUGGACGCACGACUGAAGAUGAGCGAAGAGCUGAGUGGCGGCAAACUGAAGCCCAAGCCCAUCGACGUGCAAGUCAUCACUCACCACAUGCAGAGGUACGCUGUGUGGUUUGGAGGAUCAAUGCUGGCAUCUACUCCUGAGUUUUACCAGGUGUGCCACACCAAGAAAGACUACGAGGAGAUUGGGCCGAGCAUCUGCCGCCACAACCCCGUAUUCGGAGUCAUGUCUUAGGCGUAGGGUGGGGUGUGGAGGGAGCGGAGGCUGAGGAAAGAGGAGGAAGCGCCACAAGACCUCACAUGCUGUAAAAGUCCCAUGAGCCUUUGCGCGGAUGCUCCGACAAACCUGUUCAUUCGGAUGGAAAGCGACAGUGGACCAAACAAACUGCCGAAAGAGUGGCAAUAUCCUCACAAAUUAGAGGAAAGAGGUGACUCAGCCCAAAGGAUCCUCAAAUAAAAUGUUUACUGCAAGUAGAUUAAUAAUAGGUGAUAAAUCUUUCAUUUCUGCGUGCCUCGUAUAUUAUGUACUUAUAUCCUCACAGGGUCGUAAUAUGUAAUUAAUCAACAUGAGUCCUGUAUAAAUGCACUUGUCUGUGUAUAUGGGUUGGGUUCUUGCGAUGGUAUAUAAAAUAAUGGUUGUUUCAAGAAGCAAGACGUCAUUUUCCACAAGCCUCAUUGAAUAAAACACCUUUAUGGUCAUUAAAGGACCAGUUUGUAAGAUUUAGGAGGAUACUGGCAGAAAUAUAACAUCGAUAAAUAUGUUUUCAUUAGUGUAUAAUUGCCUUAAAAUAAGAAUAGUUUUCGUUACAUUACAAUGGGCCCUUUAUAUCUGAAGAGGGAGCUGGUCCUCUUCCACGUAGUCCGCCAUGUUGUACUACCGUGUUUCUACAGUGGCCCAGAAUGGACAAAAGAAACACUGGCUCUAGAGAGUGUCGUUUUGAGUUAAGCUGCCAAAUGCUGGAAAAGGGAAGAACCAAAGGUUAUAAGUUGGGUGCAAAUUUGCAACUUUGCCACUAGAUGCCACUAAAUCCUACACACUGGUCCUUUAAGUCAUCAAACAGGUGCAGGCAUGGACAUUGUUAGAAGAAAAAAAACAAUCACCAGGCGUACUGACCAUUCCUGAUUUACUUUUCUCGUUUGCGUCUCUUUUUUUGAAAUGUCCCUCAGUACCUGGAAGCAAUAUACAUUUGAAUUUAGAUUGUUAACAUUAAAAGUCAGGCAUUUACAAAAAAUCUGUUAUAAUCAUUUUUCCCAGGGUUCACUAAGUCCUGUCUUCUUUUGUCCUGCAGCUUUGUGACUAAUCGUCACUGCUUUCUUUUCACCUUUUAUGUGUAUUAAUCAUCUCUUGUCUUCAACUUGUCUUUAAAAAAAAUCAUAUUAAUAUAUGAACAUGCAGUUUGAAUGACUGUUGUUGGACCAUCACUGUUGCCUAGAUCUCAGUUAUACUGGAUAGCCUUGUACUGUACCAAAUCUGGAUUUCAAUGCUGGCAUUCCAAUAAAUGCCAAGGAGAUA